Vigna umbellata (rice bean) is the source of this 2215-nucleotide messenger RNA. RefSeq lists its product as uncharacterized. The record is from RefSeq and is a predicted model, not a curated record. Lineage: Eukaryota; Viridiplantae; Streptophyta; Magnoliopsida; Fabales; Fabaceae.
GUUGCUGAACCAAUAAGAAGGCGCCACGUAUCGACACACCAUGCGGUGAACCCCACCAGAACGCACCCGCAUCUCUCUCUUCUCCCUCUACUUCCUCCCGAUUCAAAGAUCUGCAACUCUCUCCCUCCCUCUCUUUCCCUCUCUCUCGCAUGAAUUUUUUCUCUGCGUUGCCAUGACGGAACCAACGGAGCCAUGCACGUCUUCUUCGUUGGCGAGGGACUCUAGCACCGUGAUUCACCCAAGGCGGGAGCCCUUUGAGCACGGCCUCUUGCCAAUCCCACGCCUCAUCUUCUCCGACCCCGCGCAAACCCUAAUUCCGUUGAAGCGGAAGCUUCUAGAGUUAUCCUCCAACCAUCGAGUAGGCUCGGCGGCCAUCUCCGAGGCAUUGCAGAUCUCCGUUGAGCACGCCAGACUCGUCCUCGAUACGCUCGCCUCGAUUCUGCCCUCCGACUCCGAACCUCUUGUCGCCGCAAAACUCGGCGAAGCCGAUUCCGUCGGCGUCGACGUGCAUGAUCUGGUACUUUUUCUCUACAUUCAAUCCUUCAAGAGGCUCCUCCCGCGGACGCACAAGGACUCUGCUGCCGUCGUCGAUGUCUGGCCUUCCACUUCCGCUUUCGAUGGCUACUUGUCCGCCCUCUCGCCGCUUCAGCUUGUUCGUAGCAACAGUCGGCGGUUUUUGCCAUCUCAGACUGAUGAAGAGGCGCAUCAAUUGUCAUAUCUGCAAAAACACUUGGCUAACAUUCUGUCUCUUCUAGCAGAGCCUGUGGAUGGAGAAGGCGAAGAAUCUCUGGUUUUAACCAUGGAUAGUUUUGAGCACCUUGGGUUUCUAAUUCAGUUUGGUGACAAGGGAUCUGAAGGAAAUUCUUUCAGUCAAUUUUCUCCCUUUUUUGCAAAUUCAGACCCUGACAUGCCUGCUGUUCCUGUUCCUGCUGCUCAAGUUCAUGAUUGGCUUCAACAAAACAUUGUUGCUGCUUUGGAAUAUAUUUCUGAACGGACUUCUUCUAAGGAAAAUGGGCCAGCUUCUCCUUCUGAUCACGAUGUUGCUAUGACUGAUGCAUCCAGUGCCUCAGUUAAUAAGGCCUCAACCAGUACCAGAGGUGCAAGUUUCAUUGAAGGGAUUUCAAAAUCAUCAUAUAUGAAGCAUGCACCUGACAUUAAAGGUUCUAAUGUUAAGGUUCUAAAUUGCCACGAGUCUGCCAUAUACAUCUUAGCACCUUUGAGAUAUGCUACUGUCUAUGGGUGUUCAGAUGCAACAAUAGUUCUGGGAGCAGUAGGCAAGGCUGUCAGAGUGGAACAUUGUGAAAGAGUUCAUGUAAUCGUAGCAGCAAAACACAUUUGUAUUGCUAAUUGUCGGGAAUGUGUUUUCUUUUUGGGAGUGAACCAGCAACCUCUUAUUGUUGGUGAUAACCAUAAACUGCAGGUGGCUCCCUAUAAUACUUUUUAUUCCCAAUUGGAGGAGCAUAUGGACGAAGUUGGAAUUGUGCCCACAGUUAACCGAUGGGAUGAGCCUCUAGCAUUGGGCAUGGUUGAUCCGCAUGAUUCAUUGUCUCAUCCAGCUGGUGUCUCUGAUGUUCAAGCUGAGUCUGCUAUGCGGGUGGACCCAGAUCAGUUCACUUAUUUUGUGAUUCCCAACUGGUUUGGAGGAGAGUCCACUGGGGCUACAAAAGGCAACCCAUUCACGUUACCAGAUGCUUAUAUGGCAUCUCAGAAUAAAAAUCAAAAAAAUUUAGAGGAGAUAAGGCAGCUCUUACGAGAAGCACCUUUAGAAGAAAGUCGCAAACGAGAAUUGUCAUCUGCUCUCCAUGUCUACUUCAGGGACUGGUUAUAUGCUUCCGGAAACAUUCGUCAGCUUUAUUUUCUACAAGGCGAUUAAUCUUUGUCAGACAAUGCAAUGGCACAGUUAAUGGUACAGGAACGAGGUUUCUGGUUUCCUUUUUGCACUUCCUCUUCUAUUCCCCUUGCCAAUUCUAUUGGCGGCAUAGGUAGCUGAGUUCAGACGAGGUGAAUUAGAGUGACGCCUAUUUAUGCCGUGGCAUCAGCGGUGCGUAGAAUCGAUGAAAAAUACAGUUGCUAAUCUCAUUGUAAUAUUUUUUUGGUUGUGAAAAUAAUUUACUGUAAUAUUUUGUUAGCCUAAAUUAAUGGCGCGUUUCCGAAAAUUCCAGCGGCGAACAUCUAGUGUACUAUCAAUCUCCCAACUUCGAUUUUGGUUUACUUG